Messenger RNA from Cyprinodon variegatus (sheepshead minnow), 2603 nucleotides. Its product is annotated as E3 ubiquitin-protein ligase Itchy-like. The record is from RefSeq and is a predicted model, not a curated record. NCBI's taxonomy places the organism in Eukaryota, Metazoa, Chordata, Actinopteri, Cyprinodontiformes, Cyprinodontidae. Gene Ontology annotation, molecular function: protein binding; ubiquitin protein ligase activity. The coding region runs from base 4 to 2583 and encodes 859 amino acids. The transcript has 23 exons. Gene Ontology annotation, biological process: ubiquitin-dependent protein catabolic process; protein K63-linked ubiquitination; protein K48-linked ubiquitination.
GUCAUGGCCAAUGGAGUCAUUAUGUCAAGCCCCUCCAAUAGAUAUCCCCUGAAGGCACAGCUACAGAUCAAUGUGCUAUCUGCGAAAUUAAGAGAAAACAAGAAGAACUGGCUUGGCCCCAGUCCUUAUGUGGAAGUGACAGUCGAUGGCCAGUCCAAGAAAACGGAGAAAUGCAACAACACUCACACCCCCAAAUGGAAGCAGUCACUCACUGUGAUCGUCACUCCCUUCAGCAAACUAAUGUUUCGUGUUUGGAGCUACCAGACGUUGAAGUCAGACUUGUUUUUAGGCCAGGCUAAGCUGCACAUCAGUGAAACACUAAAGGCCAACAACAUGAAAAUUUCUAAGGUGGUACAGACCCUCCAGUUGUACGCUGACAGAGAGCAAACAGAUUGGGUGGGAGACCUGUGUGUCGUUCUGGAUGGCAUGACAGUGGACCCUGAAAUGUUCGCCAAAGCAGAGGCAGACGGUCAAAGUACAUAUAAUGGAGGAGCAUCUCACUUUAAUGGGGAUCCCACAUUGAGGCCAAAUCGAGACAGCUUUCCAACUGUUGCCAGUGUGGAGCACAGAGUCUCUCCCAGCCCUCAGAGGACAGCAAACAGCAGAGGUUCUCCAUCAUUGGGCGGGAAGCCGUUUCGACCACCGAGACCAUCCAGGCCUCCUCCCCCAACUCCUCGCAGACCAACUUCUUCACCAGCAUCUUCUGGAAAUGGCUCCGCUCCUACAGAGGCUAGUGAGGGCCCUGCAUCUGCUCCAGACUCCAGUCCUUCAACAUCCUCCACACCGGGAGCUGCAGAAACCAGCAACACCACACCUUCCCUCCCUCCCAGAGUACCCUCCAACAAUGGACCAUUACCCCCUGGAUGGGAGCGGAGGGUGGAUCAGAAUGGCAGGGUGUAUUAUGUGGAUCACAUUGGAAAGAAAACAACAUGGGAACCACCCGAAUCACUUCCUCCAGGAUGGGAGUGUCGAUUGGACGAAAUAGGCCGUCCCUACUAUGUAGAUCACACCACACGAACCACCACAUGGCAGCGCCCCACAAUGGAGUCAGUACAUAACUAUGAACAGUGGCAGCACCGGCAAAACCAUCUGCAGGGCGCCAUGCAGCAGUUCAACCAGAGGUUUAUGUAUGAGGAUCAACAGAAAAUGUCAGCUCCUCAGAACAAGGGAUUUGAUCCUCUCGGCCCGCUGCCUCCUGGAUGGGAAAAGAGGACUGACUCAAACAAUAGAGUUUACUUUUUACAUCACCCAACACGCUCAACACAGUGGGAGGACCCACGAACACAGGGAUUACUGAACGAGAAGCCGCUCCCAGAAGGCUGGGAGAUGAGGUUCACUGUAGACGGCGUUCCUUAUUUUGUAGACCACAACAGGAGAACCACCACCUACAUCGACCCUCGCACAGGAAAAUCCUCACUUGAAAAUGGAAGACAGAUCACAUAUGUUCGAGACUUCCAGGCCAAAGUUCGGUACUUCAGAUUUUGGUGCCUGCAACUGGCCUUACCUCAGCACAUCAAGAUCAUAGUUUCAAGGCAGAACCUCUUUGAAGACUCUUUUCAGCAGAUAAUGAGCAUCAAUCCCCAGGAUCUGAGAAGAAGGUUGAUGGUCAUUUUUCCGGGAGAGGAAGGUCUUGAUUAUACAGGUCUUUCCAGGGAGUGGUUCUUCCUGUUGUCCCACGAGGUUUUGAACCCCAUGUACUGCCUGUUUGAAUAUGCUGGCAAUGAUAACUACUGUCUUCAGAUCAACCCUGCUUCCUCCAUCAACCCUGACCACCUCAAGUACUUCAGGUUCAUUGGACGGCUUGUUGCAAUGGCUCUUUUCCACGGCAAGUUUAUCGACACUGGUUUCUCGCUGCCAUUUUACAAACGCAUGCUCAACAAACCUUUGACUGUCAACGAUCUGGAGUCCAUUGAUCCUGAGUUUUACAACUCCCUCAUGUGGAUCAAGGAUAACAACAUCGAGGACUGUGGUUUAGAGAUGUUCUUCUCAGUUGAUAAGGAGUUCCUUGGAGAAAUCUCCACCCAUGAGCUUAAACCGGGUGGAGGAGACAUCCCCGUCACCGAGGAAAACAAGGAGGAAUACAUCAAGUUGGUAGCAGAGUGGCGGCUGUUUGGUGGAGUAGAAGAUCAGAUGGAAGCGUUCUUUGAAGGCUUUAAUGAGAUUAUCCCUCAGCAGUACCUGCAGUAUUUUGAUGCUAAAGAGUUAGAGCUGAUGCUGUGUGGAAUGCAGGAGAUUGAUCUUGGAGACUGGCAGAGAAACACCAUCUACAAACACUACACUAAGACUAGUAAACAGAUAGUCUGGUUCUGGCAGCUGAUGAACGAGAUUGACAAUGAAAAGAGGUUAAGGCUGCUGCAGUUUGUCACCGGCACUUGUCGUCUGCCUAGUGGAGGCUUCGCUGAGCUUAUGGGAAGCAAUGGUCCUCAGAAAUUCUGCAUUGAGAAGGUGGGAAAGGAAUCCUGGCUUCCCAGAAGUCACACAUGCUUUAACAGACUGGACUUGCCGCCCUAUAAGAGCUACGAAAAACUGAAAGAGAAGUUGCUCUACGCCAUAGAGGAGACGGAAGGAUUUGGACAGGAGUAAAAAGACUAGACAUUUUGGUG